AUGGAUAACGAGGCUCAUAUUGAUUCAUCGAUGAGUAAAGAUACUAAUCCUUUUAGGAAUGGGACCACUCAGGAACUAGAUUAUGCAAUCGAGAAUGAUAGUGCCAGCGGGCACUACAGUGAUAGGAAUGAGGAUGAUAUUAAUGAUACUAUUGAUAUGUAUAACGAAAUCGAAGAGAAAAUUGAAAUUGUUACUGAGGAAGAACAAGAGCAAGAAUAUGGAUCUAACAAAAAAAAUAAUUAUAAGUCAAUGGAUCCAGGCAGAAGUCCUUCUGAACUGGCUGCUAAUUUAAAAAAACAUAUAGAAAAUGUUGUGACAGUCAAUGACGAGAUAUUAAAUGCAUCUGUUAACUCUAUUAAUAAAACUUCAUUGGAUAAUCCAAUUCAAUUCAAAAGAGUUUCUUCAUCGUCGGUAUUAAGUGAACAAUCGAUUUCGGACUCUAAUGAAGAUUCACAAGCAGGAGAUGUCACAGUCACUAAGAAUAACGAUAUAGCUACUUCAAGUGUAAAUGAAAUAUCUACAUUGGAAGAUAACACAGAAUCAACUAUAAAACAGUUAAAUUCUUUGAAUGCGAAAACUAAUGAAAACCCCGUAUUAACAAAUGAUAAAACUCCAAUUGAGAUAAAUACGCAUACUCCACAACUACAAUCUACUAGUUUUAAUUCGUCAUUGGGAAACAAUAAUCCAACAGUAUCAGAUUCACAAAAUGAUAAUACAACAGGCAACUUUGAUAAAAAUAGUUCAUAUAAGACGCCAUUACCAAAAUCAAAUUCUGCUUCUUCAAACGCAUCUCAUCAUAAUAAUUCAAUCAUUCCAACUUCAAAUUCCAACUCAAAAUUGCAUUCAGCCACACCAUCGCAUUCUAAAAAACCUUAUAUUAACAAUAGUUCAAAUUCUACACCGAAAAUGCCACCUAUUAGUCCUUCAUCUUUGAAUGAUCAAAAUAAAAGAAAAUCAAGUAGCUCAAGAAUGAAAGGUGUCUUUUCUUCUUUGGUUCAAAAUAUAAAUAUCAAGAGAAACCCCAAUGGCGAAAAAAGAAAAUCAACUAAUAGUGGUGUCAGUUCAAUUAAUAGUGGAAGCAGCAGUAAUUUGAAAAUAUCAACUCCUUAUAAUGCAAAACAUGUCCAUCAUGUAGGAAUAGAUUCAAAAACUGGUGAAUAUACUGGUUUACCUGAAGAAUGGGAAAAACUUUUAACUUCAAGUGGUAUCUCCAAAAAAGAACAACAACAAAAUUUACAAGCUGUAAUGGAUAUAGUCAAAUUUUAUCAAGAUGCAACUGAGAAUAGUGGAGAAGAUAAAACUUUGAAGACAUUUCAUGUUAGUGCCAACCCACCUGGCGCCACCCUUGCGUCAGCUUAUAGAACGCCAUCUUCAUCAUCCGUCAAUAAAUUUUCUUCUCCUUCUAGGACUUCUGCAGUCGAGGAUUUAUAUUAUUCUCCUGAUGCACCACAAGUUGCACCAUUUUCAUCCACUUCAAAUAAUUCGACGCCUAGUUUGAAACAGUCAUCAUUCAUUAGCAAUAUGAAACCUGAAAUUAAUAGAUCAACUUCUUCAGCAGGAUCAAAAAACAGCUCUAUUAUUAAGAAUAAUGUUAUCCCAACUAAUGACAAAUAUAUUCCAAGCAGACCAGCUCCUAAACCGCCAAGUUCAUCUGAAAAGAAUAGCCUAUUUUCUGAAUUGCACGAAGCUCCAAAAAUUAAAAAACUUUCCAAGACAUCAACUCAAAGUUCACAAACAACUCCUCUUCGUUCUGCAACUGUACAGAAGGAGCAACAUCCACUUCCACCCAUUCCUAACAAAAAUGGCACACCUGCAAAAGAAACUGCAGGAGAUGCAACUGAAACUGCAACUAAAGCAAUUCCUCCUAUUCCAAAACCAAUAAAUGUACAAAAAACAUUGUCACAAGAGAGUUCCAAAGAGACAAGAGCAAAGUCACUUGAAAAGAAGAAGGAAGAAAGAGAAAAAAUAAAUAAACUAUUAUAUGAAAGGUUGGUAACAAUUGUUUCGGAAGGUGACCCAAGUAAACAUUAUAAAGAUUUAGUUAAAAUUGGUCAAGGGGCAUCUGGUGGCGUUUUCACUGCUCAUGACUCAAGGGAUGAAAAUAGAUUAGUCGCAAUUAAGCAAAUGAACUUACAAAAACAACCUAAAAAGGAACUAAUUAUAAAUGAAAUUAUUGUCAUGAAGGGCAGUAGACAUGAGAAUAUUGUCAACUUUAUUGAUUCUUACUUAAUGAAGGGAGAUUUAUGGGUAGUGAUGGAAUACAUGGAAGGUGGUUCAUUGACUGAUGUUGUUACACAUUGUAUAUUAACUGAAGGUCAAAUCGGUACUGUUUGUAAAGAAACUUUAGGUGGUCUUGCAUUUUUACAUUCGAAGGGUGUAAUUCAUAGAGAUAUCAAAUCCGAUAAUAUUUUACUAUCAAUGAACGGUGAUAUUAAAUUAACUGAUUUUGGCUUCUGUGCCCAAAUAAAUGAAGUUCAUUUAAAGAGGACUACAAUGGUUGGUACACCUUAUUGGAUGGCCCCAGAAGUUGUUUCAAGAAAAGAGUAUGGUCCAAAAGUUGACAUUUGGUCUCUUGGUAUCAUGAUUAUUGAAAUGAUCGAAGGUGAGCCUCCUUAUUUAAACGAAACUCCCUUAAGAGCUUUAUAUUUGAUUGCAACCAAUGGUACACCUCAACUAAAAGAUCCAGAAAACCUAGGUGAGAUUCUAAAGAAAUUUUUAGACUGGUGUUUAACUGUAAACCCUGAGGAGAGAGCUACUGCUUUAGAAUUAUUAAGCCACCCAUUUAUUACUGAUCAUGCUGAUGAAAAAAUAUCAUUAUCACCACUUGUAAAAUUAGCUAGCAUGAAAAAGUUAUCAGAACAAAUUGAAAGUGAAGAAGAGGAGGAAGAAGAAGAAGUUGAUGAUGAUUUGGAAGAUUCGUAA
Molecule: messenger RNA, 2922 nt
Organism: Tetrapisispora phaffii CBS 4417
Lineage: Eukaryota; Fungi; Ascomycota; Saccharomycetes; Saccharomycetales; Saccharomycetaceae
Gene: STE20
Product: mitogen-activated protein kinase kinase kinase kinase STE20
Exons: 1
Coding region: 1-2922 (973 amino acids)
Biological process (GO): intracellular signal transduction; regulation of MAPK cascade; protein phosphorylation
Cellular component (GO): cytoplasm
Molecular function (GO): protein serine/threonine kinase activity; ATP binding
Source: RefSeq, a predicted model, not a curated record